This is a messenger RNA of Suillus subaureus, 921 nucleotides long. RefSeq names its product YqcI/YcgG family-domain-containing protein. NCBI's taxonomy places the organism in Eukaryota, Fungi, Basidiomycota, Agaricomycetes, Boletales, Suillaceae. The record is from RefSeq and is a predicted model, not a curated record. The transcript is spliced from 3 exons. The coding region runs from base 1 to 921 and encodes 306 amino acids.
AUGUUCGACAUCUACCCUUUAGCCGCAUCGCUCAUUGGAGGCGUUAUGAUUACACUUGUCAAUAUUGCAUCGAUCAAAUUUCGAAGUGUACCGAAGACGCUUCCUGAUACACUAUUCUCGCUCACUGGUUUUAUUCGAGCUGCAUUUGGCCCCGAACAAGACGGCCAACAGGGUAAUCCUUUGACAAGGGCGCAGGUCACUGCAGCAUUUCCAAAAGGAACGUGGCAGCGUAAUGUAUAUGAAGACUAUAAGGCAGUUCUCUUCGAUGAAGAACUAAUCUUCCCCUGCGUCUAUGCCACAAAGGGCUUUAAAUCAGACGACCAGCGCUAUCUGUUCAUCGACUCGGAUGACCUGUCGGACCCACGACAUAUCCAUACUCUUGCCAAGGGACUUUCCACAUACCUCCCUCAAGCUCGCCAGCUCGGCCCCAACACCUCACUCGUUCUCCUUGCCAAGAAAAAUGACAACAACUCACGAACAACAGAGGAAUACAAUACUCUGUUCUGGGAACUCCUCAACGGUCUCGCCAAGCUUGAUAAAAAGCCUUGGCCUUCAAAUAUACCCCACGACAUUGACACGGACAGAUGGUGCUUCUGCUUCGGUGGAGAAUCAUUCUUUACUAUCAUCCAAACCCCUGCUCACCAGGUCAGGCGCACGCGUUGUGCGCCGGGCCUGACCAUGGUCUUCCAGCCAAAGUGGAUUUUUGACAUUCUCUUCAGCACUGAUGCAAAGCGCGCGGGCGCGCUUGCAAAAGUUCGUGCCCUUCUCGCCAAGUACGGUCCAAUUCCUAUCAGCCCCGAGCUGAAGAACUACGGCGAGGAAGGUUCGCGGGAGUCCAAGCAGUACUUCUUGCUGGAUGAAAAUAUUCCGGCGUCAUGUCCAUAUGACAAACUCAGCGACUCCGAAGUCAUUGCCGCAUAA